AUGUGUGUUGAUUAUUGUAUUCAUGUAGAUAUGUAAGUUAUAUCACGAUCACAUUAGGGUGCUUAAAGCAGUCGCUCUUCCAAAAGGUCACUUCUCACAAUCUCCCAACAUUUCCCAGAACUACGUUUGAAAAUUUUCAUCAAAACUGAUUUAACAAACAAGUAAGAUUACUAGCACGGUCCAUGAGAGCAUUUUGUUAUCUACUUAGAUAUUCUUGACGAUUUAUGGACGACAUGUAGCUAGGUGUUGAAAGCUUUAUCACUGGCAGAACACUUGGGAAUAUUUUAAGAGACUUUGAAAUUUUACUUUCUUCGGAUGCAUUUUGUUAAUUAUUUUACUUCUCCAAGAUGUGUUUACGCUAUCAUAAGUUUGAUGAGAGAAAUUAAAAGAUAUCUAGUAAAUGUUUUAAUAGCUAAUUGCAAUUGAAGCUUCUUUUAUCGUCAUUAACAGAACUACUGUUGUGUUCUUGCCGCUUCGAAAGUCGGUGAGUUAGUUUUAUUAAUCAUUCGUUGGUACUUCAAAUCUCACUUUUUGUUGAUCUGAAUGCAUGUACUUUGGUGUUUUAGUAACGGUUAUCAGUUCAAUUCUCAUCCACCAGCUAAAGUAAAACAAAUGAUUCUUGGUAUCAUUGGAUUUGAUGUUCUGAAAACUCAAAGCAUACGGAUACUUGUCUUCUUUAACCAAAACAAUCGAAAGUCAAACGUUGUUUCCCUUUUGUGAUUUUCAGGCUCUUUUCAUUAUGUUUACUGGCCUUUAAAUGGAAGUGAAGAAGACAUUGGGUGAGUAUCAUUGAUGUUAUUAGUAAAUAUAAACCCAAUCUGCCGAUUGCUUACACGAGGUCUAACCCACACCGCGAUUUUGCGCAAGUAAUGCGCCUCUAGGUUCUCUAUAAGAGGGUUAAUUUAAUAAAAUAAAUGUCCUUCCACAAUUAGCUUUCGACUCUCUUGACACUGUAGUUCAAAGGGAGUAAGUUUUUAAAGAAACUGUGGAGCUGUGUCGGUGGGAGAGUAUAACAGGAGUUUCAAACUGCGUCGGUGGGAGAGUAUAACAGGAGUUUUAAACUGCGUCGGUGGAGGAGUAUAACAGGAGUUUUAAACUGCGUCGGUGGAGGAGUAUAACAGGAGUUUUAAACUGCGUCGGUGGAGGAGUAUAACAGGAGUUUCAAACUGCGUCGGUGGAAGAGUAUAACAGGAGUUUUAAACUCUUUACCACGGUGGCCAAUUUACGUUAUCAACUCAGUUGAUGAUUAUUAAUUACCCUACGUAUACUUUGAGUUGUUGAUUUACUGCACUCGCUGCAACCGCUAUGCUUUACAGCAAUUGCUGGAAAUCCAUCCUGGCUUCCCAUUUUAAAAAAAGAUUUUUACUCCUUUGCUCUUUUAUUAGUCAAUGAGAACUUUUCUAAUUUCUAGGAGGUUCUUUUCAGUCAAAUGUUUGGAUUCUUUAACAUAUCCUUCGUGUCGGUGAGAAGUUAGGAAAAUCAGUUGAUUACAACUUUUCGAAACUAGCUUCUUUGUUUCGAUACUCAACUAAUCGCCUGUUAAAAGUCGAAAAUCUAAUUUCUUUUAAAUGAUAAGGCGAAUUACGUCUGCCUGUUUUAUUGUCAAGAACGACCGCUUGGAUAUCUGAGCUCUCAGUUUCUAGAAUGCAAUAGAUGCAGCCAGGUGUGUAAUUAUCAGAGCUGGCCUGGAAACACAUAUUAGAGCAACGCCGUUGGUUUAACUUUGACAAUAUAGUAAGUGAUGGAAAGCAAGAGAGAGAGAGUUCCUGACACUAACACUUUAACUUAAAGGUUCUAUUUCCAGCUUCAUAAAGUUUAGUUAUUUUUCAGGUACAAAGACUCGGAAUUUACGAAUGAUCGAUGCUCCGAAAGCAGGUCGCUUAGUUUCCACAGAGGAACCAAUGCCACCUCCGUAAACGCUCCUUGUUUGGCCCUCGAUGAUGAAAGUUUUACCGUCUCCCUUUGGUUUAAGUUUGCUCCGGAUGGCUUGACCAAUCAAACGUUUUAUGCGGACAAAAGAAACAAAAAAAAUGGUUUCUACUUGUACGUUCAGGACCAAGUGAUCCGCUUGACAGUGAUUCUAUACACCGAUCGCAGCGACUUCUUAAAAAGCAACGGAAAAAUCGCAUAUAACACUUGGACACACCUUGCUAUAACAUUCAGGGAAGAAGAUCGUAACCUCAUCCUAUACAUCAACGGAAAGCAGCAGAAAGAUGCAUCACUUUGGCAAAGAAUUAAUUAUUUCUCCGGAGCACCGACAUGUACCAUAGGAAACUUGCCUGAUGGUUGGCUCAACAGAACUUUUCAGUUAUACGGAUCGGUGAUGGAUCUGUAUUUUCUAAACUCUUCAGUGACUGAUGAUAAUGUCGACGCUCUUAGAGGUGUGUACUAGGUUACAAAUGUUCUAUUGUGUAUUCUCGAUCACAGGAAAGGUCCAGAGUAGUUACUAUUAAGCACUUACCGCAAGUCUUCAUCUAUCCACAAAAUCACAAAACAACUUUUUCUACUAAUAUUUGCAAUCCACGUGACAGGUUUCCCAGUUAUAGACAAAUACACAAAUCAAGUAAAGAGUUCCAUUGUGUUGGUGAAGUGGAUGCCCCCUCUACAGGGACAGUGCCCAGUGCAUGCUUACAGCAUAUACUAUAAAAACAGCGCUAUCAAUUGGACGUCAACAUCGCCUCGAAUGCUACCAAAGAACUCAACCACGUACCAUCUUCAGCUUUUCUGUCGGACAGCAUACCAGAUUGCAAUGACAGCGUGGAAUUCAAACGGAGAGUCGUCUCUGAAGGACAGUAGGGUCUGGAAAGUAACCACUGGUGGAGGUAAUGGACAUAUGGAGCCUUAGGGGAAAUCGUGCGUUACACGUGACUGCCUUGCUUAGAUUAUGUGAUAAAUAUUCAAUUUCGUUUUCAUCUUAUCAGUAUCAGAUCUUAAAAAUGUCAGUAAGGUGAUAGAGGCCAUAUACGCUGAACGUAAGACAGUUAACAAUGCUUUUAGAAUUUUCGUGACGGUGUGAAUGUUUGUUUCGGAUGAAAGAGAUUUGUUACUGGAAAAAAUUGAAUAAAUUAGCAGCAGUAAGUAGAGAGUUAAAAAAAUUAUCAGUGGUAUUAUCCCUAUUCUUGAGUAUCUUUAAAAACUUUCAUGUAUUGGAAAUCGCGCUUGUAUCCCCGUCUGGUUCUUUGCUUAAAGUUGCCUUUAUCUGCCGCUAAAUACUCUUCUUUUUAGUUUAUGGACGAGUAAUUCACUGACGAUGUCUUUUUGGCGAAAAACCUUUACUUCUGAGUUCUUCUCUCAGAUUGCUUGUCUUUCUGCUUUCUUUAUUUUUUAACAGACAAACCAAUUCCCCCUGUUAUCACGAAGCUGGAAAUGUCUGCCUGUGUAGUCAAUCUUACAUGGACUGUCAGUGAAGAUGCCUCAUGUCCGCUCACCAAGUACUCUAUUUACUACAGACACGAAAAAUCCUCUUGGAAUAAGAUUGAAAUUAAUAAAGUGUCAGUAACUAGCCAUCAGUGGUCAUUACGGUGCGACACACAGUAUGAGUUUGCAGUGUCUGCUUGGAAUGAUGUAGGUCAAAGCAACUUCUCAGCUACUUGGCGAAAAAAGACCCAAAUCGAUCCAGGUAAGACAGGUAAGAGUCUUUACAAUCUGCUUUGUAUCAAGUUUAUCCUUGCAAAGAUUGGGAAGAACAGAGACAGCAACAACAUCAAUUUGUAAAUCAUACUUAAAAUGCACGAUUCUUGAUUGAUCAAGAUAACUGUGCCGCUUAUCGACAUGUUUAAAAGCAUAAAUUGACAUCAGUAAUUCAAUUGACGACAUUAAAAAUACAAACAAGUAUAUAGAAUAUGGCAAUGAAGUUAAAUCUAUUUGAAACUUUUUAACCAACGGGGCUUGAAAGGAGAUUUGAAGAAGAUGAAAAAGUGUUCGAAAAACACAAUCUUAAAAAAAAACAACAACAAAAGAAGAGCGAUGAACCACUGUGUGAGUGUUUCCCUUAAAGUUCAAGUUUUUCAUCAUUUACCUCAAAUAUGAACACUGUUACUACCAAUAAACGAAGGCACAUUUCUCAUCCAUGUUCCAUUCAUCCAUCCAUCAUCUCUGGAUGGACUGAGCAGUCGAUUUCGACAAAUCCUCUUUCUUAUGGUUACUGAUGAUCACUGGAGUGCUAUCUACAAUGGCCGAUCAGGCCAAUUCGAGAGCGGCAGACUCUUUAACAUUCUGGGCAGAAGUAAUCAACAACAGGAUGUGGUAGGUCACGGAGAUGCUGGAGAUGCUUGAUGAGAUGGAGUUCAAAAUUCUUAACAGCAGCAUGGCAGGUCGAUAGCUACCCUGGACGGCUGAUGGCCAGGUGUUGGUGGGAAGGUCGCAUGUUUUUAAGGCUGGAUUUUAGAACAUCCUUAUACAUGGCCAGAAAUCUGUGACAGUCAGCGGUUUGAAACGGGGGCUCGUGUAUCCAAAAAAAUUCCUACUACGCAUGCGUUCUUGCAUCAGAUUACAUACAGCAAAUUAUGGCGAGCGGCGUAAGGGAUUCGAGCAAGAAUAGCCGCGGUUUAUUUCUUCAAUUACACAAUGUUUCUUCCGUGGACCUUCUUUGGGAUGAAAAAAAAAGUAGAAAAAGGAAAGCUAAUGUUUCUUCUGAUUAUUUUGCCGUGGAAAGGUUAAUCUCGAGGAGGACAUCACAUGGAACGGUGAGUUCACAAUUUGCCCUGGUCUACGAUGUAUGUCAUCAAUUUUCUUACAUGCUAAAGUUUUAUUAUUAAAAUCUUCAGGUUCAAUAUUUGGUGAAAUGGAAGGGAUACAGCGCGUUUCAUAAUAGUUGGGAAGAUGAAGAUAACUUGACCACCGAUCUUAUUAGGUAUUUAUUGUUGUAUCAUUUUUUCAAAUUGUACUUAAAUUACCAUUACAAUUGAACAUGCUGAAAUACGGAAUUAACAAGAGAGAUGCACUCGUAUAAGCUCAUUCAUAGAAAGGUUUAUACUUAACUAAUUUUUUUUCACCAAUAAUACACGCAGUGAUUGCUGCUUUUCUUUUUCUUCUGCCUUUGCAUUGCUUUGAGUAUUACUUGUUCAUAGACAACCCCUCUUACAAUGUUUCCAUUUUCAUUAUUUUUCUUACAGAACUUAUGACAAGCCAAUUGUUGAUAAAGAGAGGCUAACUCGAAACGUUGAUAACCUGAGAUUAUCAGUCCUCUUUAAAUUAAGAAGUAAAUCAAGGUCUAAUGCUAUUUUGGACUUUGAUCAUGAUUGUUUUCGUUUUUUGUUUUAUGGUAAAGGAAGGGAGGGAAGGGAGAAGGGGUAUACUUUGUUAGAUAAGGAUGAUUUUAAAAAAUGUGAUUUACCAGAAAACUGGGAUAGGGUUAUUGAUUGUAAUGGGGAUGGGGUAAGGGUUAAAUAUCCAUUUAAAAUUAGAUUGUUUUUAGCAAAAUCACCAAAAACAUAUUCUAUUAUAAAUGGGAAAAUUCAAGAAGAUCAGAGAAUGUUAAUUGAGAAACUAUCAAUUGAUUUCAGUCGCCAACCUGUAACUAUUCAAUCAUAGAUAUUAUAAACAGAAACUGAAAUUGAAAUUAACUGUAAUGGCUUUAGGGACUGUAAGGGGUUCCACCUGAACACAAAAGCUGAUAAGAAUAUGACCAACAAGUGAGUUGAAUGUACAAAAUAUACCUGGCCCCUAUCUAAUAACCCUAGGCUUAAUCCACAGUAUGAAUUUGCUUGAAAUUGCUUUUAUUUACAAAGUUAAUUAUAAUUUUGUUGAGUUGAUGUGUUUUCACUGCACUCUUUGCUUGUCAUGUAGCUUUUCAUGUGAGUUUGUUUAUAUAAUUUUGAAUGUGUAAGGGAGUCCCCCCUUAGAGUAACUAAAGCCAUUUCAUGCUCCCAGAAUACUAAAUAUUCCAUAUUUUCUCAUUGACAAAUUUCCUCCAGUUGUUUAAUUAGUUCAGCCUUGGUUUUGUUGCUGAAUCCUCUCGCAUUUCUCUUCUUUAAUUCUUCUUUCAAUUGUUUCACUGUCAUAUGAGAACAGCUAGUGUCAGUGGUAGUGGACUCAGGGAGGGGAUGUUCAUUUUGAGCUUCAAUAGAUUGCUGGAGAGGAUCUUGACUUAAAUUUACUCGUGCCUUUUUUCGGUUUUCUUUAAUUUCAACAUCCCAGUAGCUCUCCUUGCGCUUCAUGUAAUUGCGUACUUCCCGCUCGUGUUCUUUAAGCUCCCACUGACGUUGCUCUUGUCGCAGAACAUCUCCUGCAGAAUCCCACUUGUUGGACUUUCUCAGAAUUAUUGCACGUGCUACAUCAUUGUUCUUUUCAACUCCUUGCCCUGUAAAUAUUUUGACUGAGUGGUGGAGCUCAAAGAACUUGGGAAUGUGUGCAACCAUUAUGUGCAUGUAUGGGGUAACUCUGGCUUUCUCAUACCCUUCUCUUUUGCCAUUUAGACUGACAAAAAGAGAAAUCCACUCUUUGGCUUUCAUGAAAAAUUCUGUGGGGUCUUUCUCAGGGUUCCAGUCAUUGACAACUUUGUAAAUUUCUGCAAACUCUGUCCAGACUGCAACCACAGUUGAUGCUGUUUCUGGGUGGAGAAUGCUAUGUAGCUUACUGGGAAGGUCAGCUAAAAGGAUCUUUUUGUCUUUUCCAAGGAGACUUGUCCAGUCAUGUUUUCCGCUACCUUUCCCAUCUGCAUUUCUUUGUUCCCACACAUCAAAAGAAACACCACAAGAUUUGAUUACCCUAAUAAGGCUUUUUAGGUGUAAUCCUGUUGCUGCCCCCUUUUUAUGGUCUAAGUCAUCAUCUUUAUCCCAGUCAAGGCACUCCUGCACUAGAUUUCCAAUCAAAAUAUCUGUGAUUCUCAGCAUUAAGUGCAGCUCGUCUACCACUAUACGAUCCAGUGGUAUAUUUAGUAUAGGUUGUUUAUCACAACAGUAAUUAUCUCUGGAUUUUUUAGACAUUUCAAACAUUUCUUUCAGUGUUCUUGCUAAGGGGGGAGUGUUAUAACUUGUAUAGUCAUUGUUGAUUCUCCAGCGAUCAUUUUUGUGUGUUUUACACCAGGCACAAGCAUAAUUAGAUGUUGCCCCCUUCAGUCCAAGCAUCAGUAAAAUAAAUUUAUAAUCACCACCAAGAUAUAAUUCAGUUUGAAUCUCUUGGCCAUCCACAUUCAUUUUACCUUUGGCAGUCAAGUCAUUUACCUCAUUGAAUAAACUCUGGAAUGAGUCUUUUAUUGUGUGGUAACUCUCGGUUCCAUUGACUAUGCCAAGAGUUCUGUUUCCUUUUGCAGACAUUACGGACUCCUCUGUUUGCAGAAUGGAAAAUGAAAGUAAAAUAAAAUUUGAAUUUCUUGUCAUUCUGGCACCAUCACCAUUGAUUUUGAUUUUGAUUUUAUCAGUGAUGGGAUCAAAGUCACUGUUUUGCUUCAGGAAAUCAGAGAUAUGUAUUUUAAACACUGUUUCAGCGGAAGUUACUUUGGCCCCUUCAAACUUAGCAUUCAGUGGUUCAAUUUUGCACAUUUUGUUCAGUUGAUCACGGCAUUGUUUGACCAAGUAGGACCUUGGUAGACUAUCCGUGAUCAUGGAAAUUUCGUGGUAAAAUGAAUCCCCCACACAAAAUUUGUCCAGUAAGAAAAGGAUUUUUUCAACAUUCCCUUUUUCAUGUGUGGACAAGGUACUAUACUUUCUUUCUCCUGCUUGACUGGGUAAAUCUUGACAGUUGGGUUUACUUGUUAUGUUGUGAACCACAUCACUGUCUGAUUCUUUGACAGUUAACCCGACUAGUUCAACACCAAAGGAAGAGCAGAACCAGAGAGCAGCUUCGGCUCGUGAAAUAAAAGUUUUCAAGGUCCUGAACUUAUUUUUCACAGUUGAAAGAGGUUUUCCCUGGUAUGAACUAACUCCCACAGAAUUUUCCAAUGAUGCAAUAUAAUCUUCAAGCUCUUUGUUUGUUUUCUGCAAAACUUGGGUUUCAUUUUCCUUUUGGUUCACUGCCAGCACCAUUUCCUCAUAGAUUCUUUCCUUCUCCAACUCUAAAUCUUCAUAGGCCUUUUUCCAAUCUUGUAGCUCAUUUUGUAUGUUUUCAAUUUCUUGAUAGAGUUCAUGCACAGGUUUUGUUUGACCCUCCAUAACAUGAAACUUUCGGACUCGAUUAUCCAACUCUUUUCUUGCCCUGCCCUUAGUUUUUUUUGUAAUCUAAUGAAAUUUUAUAAGCAAUAUUUAACAAAGCUUCAUCGAUUCCAUCUCGUAUAUUUUCAUCAUCGCUAAAGGCAAAGCAUUGCCCGAAUGUGCACUUUUCCACCAAAUCUAUGUAGCUGAACCUUUUUGCCGUGGGUGAGUUUUCUGCUGCGCUUGUAGAAGGAGAAUUUGCCUCUAUCUCUUCACAUCCGCUUGACAAAUCUUGACCGGAAGUGUCACGCGGCAGAACGUUUCGUUCUUGAACAGUUUUAUGCCAUUCUCUAAAAAAGAGGAUAAGGAAUUUCCAAAGUAAAAAGCACUCUUUUCUCUUUUUCCCUCGCCUCAUAUCUUAAUUCCGGUUGAGUGAAUUUGAUUGCAUCCUUAAAACGCGAGCAACAUUGACUAAAUUCGUCGCUCAUUUUACUUGCAAAUUUUCGGAGAUUGUGUAACGCCAUUGCACAAUUUAUUAAAGGCACGGUUACAUAGGUCAAGUAAAGCAUUUGGGGAUUCAAGAUGGAGGACGAAGGGGCUAGAAACUACGGUUGACGGUCGACUAAAAACAUGGCGUUUUCCCGAAAUUUUUCUUGGGUUUUAAAAAUGGCGUCACAUUGAGAACUAUUUAGCAGUAUUUGGGCCGUUUUUCCACCAAGUUUGGAACCGAUUUAGUGGCUUCAAUGGCUCCUAUUUUUGCACUAUAAAUGAAGUUUAGCAUGUGAACAAAUCAGUUCGAUCUGGAAGAACAUCCCUGUGAACCCGUGAAGUGGGUUGAUUUUCGACAAUUUAUGCUGCCUUCGGACAGUUAUUAAGAAAAUGUAUGGCGGAGUGCGAGGAUUUCUACGUCCAACAAAAAUUGCUUCGGGAACCGCUUUAACACAUGCAAAUGCACACAGAGCACGCAGCGAAAGGUUGUACAUAUAAUCCACUUUAUUUUGCGAUCUGGAAGAACUUGUCUCCUCUGGCGGUUGUAACACAGGAGCAAUUAUUAAAAGAAGGUUAGCUGAAAGCGCACUGUUUUCCUUGUAGUGAUUUUGCGACUCGUUUGUAACCUAAGACCGAGUUCGACAUCGAUGCGCGUGCGUGGCGGCCAUGCUGUCACGGAUUUCUGGCCAUGACCUCUUGUAUUGGCUUUCACGAGAUCGUCAACCGCUGAAUACUUCUCCAUAGGAAAUAGCAUUUGGAAUACGGUUAUCUUCCAUGCGGAUAAGAUGUCCUGCCCAUCCGGCGGAGCUGGCUCUUCAUGAGGAGUACUUCGAUUCCCCUAAAUUGCGGGUAACGUAAAUCUUUAUUGAGGAUACCCACUUUACUAAAAGUGCUUUACAGAGGGGUCCUCCCAAAGGGAUUACGGUGGUGUUGGGUACCAUGUCCUUCUAGGACAUGCCAAAGAUCUUGCAAAAGUAUCUGAGACGAAACUGAUCAAGGUGUCUGAGGUGUUAGUGAUAUCAUGUCCAAGCCUCACACGUAUACGGCAAUGUUGUCGGAACUACUGUUCUGUAGAUACCGACCUUUGUGGUUAGCUGAAUUCCGUGGUCUGACCAGAGUCGAUGGUCCAAUCUUCCCGAAACAGCACUUGCUUUGUAAAUACGUGACGUGACUUUUAUUAACGUCUGCAUUCUGAGAAAGGAAGCCACCCAGGAAGCAGACGUUUGUUCGACUUGAAGGUUUUCAUCGCUUAUCUAAACAUUGCUUAGGGCUCUUUAACUAACAAAUAGAGAAGCCUUGACUGUGCUCUGUUCCGUUGUUAACCACGCAGGAAGCAGCUAGAGCAAGAAAGAAGUGUUUCUCCCGACUUCUUGAGUGCUCUUGCCGCUUCCUAAUUGCUUUAAACAUAACAAGGUACAAUCAAGGCUUCUCUAUUUGUUUUAUAAUCACGAAUCCGUUAAAUUCCCCAUGCAUUACUUUCAAUUUUCAAAACAAACUUUAUUUCCAAAGCGAACAAUACAGUGCCGUCAGCAUGCUCCGUACUCUCAUAGAAGCUAGAGAGCAGUCCGGGAAACUGGUCGGACAUAGUACAAUUUGGCAGAUGGCAUGACUUUUUUUAGCUCAUCUCUACGUUUUAUACUCUGAUAGAGCACGCUCUUUCAGCCAGUGACAGCGCGCGUUAUAUCCGAACUUUAUUAUAAUGCUCAUUGUGAGGCCGUAACGAAUGGCUGCCGUGACAAGCUCAUUUAAUAUGUCUCGUAGAUCUUCUUCAGAGUAAGCCAAGAGUGCCCAGUCAUCUGCAAAGAGUGACUCACGCAGGAACAUUAGUGAGACCUUCGACUUAGCUUUGAAGCGCUGUAGGCAGAAAAUGCCGCCGUCUGCCCUGAAUCUCAUCGCGACAUCUUUGCAACAGUCCUUGAGGGCGUCCUAGAACAUCAUAGAGAGGACUAUGCCAAACAAAAGUGGAAAAAACAAAUCGGAUUCAAGUGCCAUCGUGCCAUCAUAAAAUGAGCAGAUAAUCUUCACUACUCUUGGUGGACAUCCAAUCUUCAGAGGAGUUUCCAGAGUCCCUCACGGCUAAUAGAGUCAAACUCUCUGGCAAGGGGCAACGAGCACCAUGUACAGGUCGAGGUUUUCUUCUAUGCAAACUGCAUGUAAGGGGUGCCUCGACCUAAGGUCACAUCGGCUUUUUGGAAAUAUGCUAAAUUAAGAUUUGUAGGUGCCUAACUUUCGUGUGACUGCAUACCUGCAUACCUCCAUCGUGACUUGUAUACGGUUUUUUUUUUAACAGUGAAUAAAUCAGUUUGCAGUUGCGUUAAGUUUACUACUGGUCAUUACAGAAAGGUGCCAUCAAGCUGUGUCAUUAGGCGGUUGACGAUCACACUGGCGGGGAAUCUUACAACCACGCUGAGAAAGGAUAUGCUUGGAUGGUUGUCACAUACCGGUCUGUCUCCUUUGUUCUCGUACUGUUGAAUGAUCAAGUAUCUUUGAAUUCUUGUGGGACCUUUUCCUUAAGCCAUAGAUGUUUGAAAAGCCGGGAAAGCGCAGCCACAAGUGCGUCUCCACCAUGCUUGUUCAAUUCUGGUGAGAUACCGUCCUCACCCAGAAUUUUGUCGCUUGAAAGUUGGUGAAUUGCCUUGGUUGUUCUAGCAACUGUUGGCAUGUAGUCAAGCUCCAUGAUUACUGAACUUUGGAGUAGUUUAUCAACGCCAGCGUCGCAAAUCUUUCCACAAAUAGUUGAGUUAAAAAUUGAAAUGCAAUGCCCAUCUCUCAAUGAUAUCUUCUGGUUCGUCGAUCAAGGUCUGUGCAUCAAGGUCAAGGAGAAGACAGACUCCUCUAGCGUUUGAAACCUACACAGCCUUGAGUUCACUGAGAAACUUCUUAACAUAUCUUGUUUCUGCAGCAACCUGUAGUUUUCUUUUUCCAUCCAAUUGUUCUUCAAAUCACAGACUUUGGCUUGAACCAUCUUCUUCCCGUUGUACUGAUCUUUCUUGCCUACAAGUUCUAAGUCGCAAGUGGAGCUUAUGGAGCUCUAACAACAGGAAUAGCCUCUGGGUAGAAGGGAAAGAUUACUUACCCUCGCCAUUUCUUCGUGUUUUUUUUUUUUUUUUUUUGCUUAUUUAUUUGGUCUUGUUCCCAGUUUUUAUUCCUAGUCAACAUUAAGAAAUCAGGCUCCUGGCUGAUUCCCCCAAGGUGGUGGUGUACACCGUUGAGCACUUGUGUCUCGUUCCACUGAUACUAAAGAGUUCUAACUACGAACUCGAUAGAUCUUACUCAUUAAGGGAGAAAUAGGAAACUGCCUGAACUUUCUUAUAUUAGACCUCUACCAGUUAUUUUUAAUUUUUUAAUAAUUAUCACCUCAGAGGUAAAUUACAAAACAAAUGGCUAUUCACUAUCUGACGAUCUUCCCAACUUGCAGGUUCUAUGGACUGGCCGAUAAUUGGUAUUAUCUUGGGAUGUAUCUCCGUGUUCCUAAUAAUUUUAGUGAUGUUCAGCUGCCACAGAAGAAAAAAGAUCAGAAGACUAAACACUGCGAGGAAAAAAUGGUGAGGAAAUAAAUUUCAAGGCACGUAAGUUAGAAAACACGUUCUCGACACUGCUAUUUCACGGGAGGUCAGCUGCGUCUUUUAAGCCUUGAAGUCCAACUUUUUUCUUGGUUUGUUUGUUUUGUUUUUGCCUUUUUUGCUUCCUCCCGUUUUGAAAAGUGUUUGACUUAAACUAUUAUAAAUGACCUAAUCAGUUACAAUAAUAAAAUAUUUCACUCUUAUGGCUUAAAAUACCCAUGUCUGUCGUGAAUGAAUCAGUGCAUUCGACUGAUAUCAGUGCAUCUAUUCAGGUCCAAGUCAGACAUCACUACUCUUCAAUAUUUGGAAGUUUGGCCUGAGCAGGUGACUUUGCUCGAAGAACUGGGCCGAGGAGCAUUUGGAAAAGUUCAUAAAGGAGUGCUAAGGGAAUCCCCAGGAGUGGAAGUUUUCUAUCACGACAUUCGAGAGAAGCGCGUGCCAUUCAAGGAGGGAAAAGUUAUUGCUGUUAAAGUUCUGAGUGGUUAGGAAACUUUGCUUUGCUUUGCUUUGGAUCAUUGAAGCUCACAUUUUUUUCUACAAUUUUUCUUUUUAUUCCUUUUUGGGUAUACAUGUUUUCUUUGUUUACGUUUUUCUUAACAGUUUUCACGUUCAUUUCCUUUGUUUCAGUUUUGUUCACGAUUAUAUGGCAAAGGGGAAAAUUAGGUGGUUUACAAAUUUUCAAGCUACAUGAAUUUUUAUCAAAUUUAUACAGUAUUACUUGAGAAGCAAGUAAUCAGAAAUGUAACCUUUCAAUGGGCGAGGUAAAUCGAAAUCUAUCACCAACUUUACAUCUUGGUUUUUGUAGCAUUUCUUUAAACGUGAGUCGAAGUGAAUGACAUGCACUGCUGAUAAACAAUGGAAAAUAAUUAGAAUCAAUGAUUUUUAAUCAUUGAAAUUACUUUUCUAUAGCAUUGGCAAACGAACAAGAUAAAGAGCUUUUUUUGGAGGAAAUUGAUCUCAUGAAGCAGAUCGGCUGCCAUGUGAAUGUCCUUCGCAUGAUUGGUUUCUGGACCAGAUCUGAACCUUUCCUUCUGUUGUUGGAGUAUGUUCCAAAUGGAGAUUUGCUAACCUGGCUCAGGGAGAAGAGAUAUCAAGUAAGGAGGACAAAAGAGAUAAACCAUCACUACCCAAUAGUGCUCACUUCCAAAUAUGACCCCUUCAUGUUUUUUCUUAACUGUUUGUUCAUUUAAAUGGGACUGUAUCUUUACCUACCAUUUUUCCUAUUAGUUGACUCACUAUGAUUAAUUAUGUGAUAAUCAGAGGAAUUGUAUUUUUUUUUAUUUUGUCUUUCAGAAACAUUAACAAUCGCUCGAUAGCCAUUUUGAAAAUUAGCUUUCAGUACUAUAACAACCUGACGUGGGGUGAUCCUUGACGAGUGAUCAUCUUGAUUGGAAAUAAAAUGUGUCUUUGUUAUUGCGCUUGAAAAUUUUUAGGGGUUAAAUUAAUAAGCAAAUACAGAGUAUAUUUUUGUCAUGUUAGGAUUGCUGAAAACGAACUUGAAUGUCUCAACAUCCUAUUAGGGUUUUCCUUCUUAUCGGAGAUACUACUGAAAAUGGAUCGUAAAUAUAAUGAAUUAAAUUAUUUAUAUCAUAAUUGUUACCAGCAUUAUUGUGACUCAUUUCUUAUUUUCCUUAUAUCGAAAGAUAGACCCCGUGAAGUUCCCACAGCUUCAAAGCACUGAACGUCUGACAUCAAAUGUUUCUAAUGAAACUAAAGUAUCACAAGAAGAGCCAUCUGUUGGGAAAACCUCGAGUAACUUGGAGAAAAUACACGCAGAAGAAGAACGAUAUAAGAGUGAUCCAAAAGAAAUAACACAGGAUGAAAAAGAAAACGAUGAAAUCCGAUAUACAAAUGAUGACAAGGGAGAUGUUGAACCAAAAUAUUUGAAAGAGGAAAUUUUAGGAAAUAUAAAAGAGUUACCAAGUGAGAAAAUUGGCUUGGAACAAAAGGAGAGAGAAGAUAGUGGUUUGGAAUUGAAACCUCUCUUAAGGCAGGAGUGUCAUCAGCCUUGUGAUGCACCCAUAAAUGUAAACAGCGUGGUUGUCGACUUCCAAGAAAGCAGUUCUAAUGAUACCACUUACGAAGCAUUAGAUACGAUUGCUAAAGAUAUGCUUAGCUUUGCAUGGCAGAUAGCUCGAGGGAUGGUGAGCAAUAAGGAAUAGUCAAUACAUGCGGGACAAAUUUACCUUCCCCACCACCCCCAUCCAGGAAAAAAAGAAAACAAGCAAACAAUUCGAUCGGUCUCCAUGAUGUUUCACAUAGAUAUCAGUUUGGUGCAGUAUCAGCUGUGCUAUGUCAAGACCAUCUAUAUUGAAUGGAGAUCUGUUGUUUUUGCUGCUUUCAUACUAAGUUAAGUAUAGAGGAUUGGCUUACAGUCACUUACCAGAUUGUCUAGGUUAACUAUUCAGUUAUCUCUGUACACCUUUGCAGACCUUUUUCAGUUAAUGGCGGUUUGUUUCAGUGCUGCUAAUCUUCCUUUUCUAUCCCUACAGAGUUACCUAUCAGCUAUGGGAUUCAUUCAUCGAGAUUUGGCGGCUCGUAACAUUCUCGUUGGAGAAGAUAAACUUGUCAAAAUUGCUGAUUUCGGCUUGAUGCGCCACUCUGAUUUGUACAAGGUGGAAAGGCAGAAAAAGCUUCCAGUGAAAUGGAUGGCACCUGAAGCGCUAAAAGAUAGCAUCUACACCACAAGGAGCGAUGUGUGAGCUUAUUUUCUGUAACAAACAAAUAGAUUUAAUCUGCAUAAUUAGUUGGGCAGAAUCAACGUUAUAAAUGCUUUCAUUGGUAAAAGAAGGAAAACGACGUUUAUAGGUCAAUCACGUCAAAUCAAUCUCUUCUUGCCCAAAGACAUUUUCUUAGGUAUGCAACGAUCAUGAUUAAGAUUGAAUAUUACUUAUGGGGAGCUCUGCCAAACCUCUUCAUGCCUGACGGAGAAAGCCUUUGUCAAAACUUUCUUGCUUCAUCAAAAAUUAAAAUAGAUGUCACAUCUCCUAUUUCAGUUACAAAUUUCACUCCUAAUGUAGAGAGCGAAAGGUAGUAAUUCUCACCUUUUUUUUCCUUGAGAAAGUGAAUUGGACCGGCCUUUUUAAUCUUUGAAGGAAAGUUGUUCUUAAUUUGACAUCGCUAAAAAAAAAUUUCAGUAUAUUCUCUCUAAUUUGGUUGGGAAUAAUCGGCUUAUAUCUGAUCAUUGAGACAGUCAUAAUUGUGCCUACUUCUGAAUAUUCCCGACACCUGGUGUCAAUUAUGAUCCAACUUUGACUUUGGAUGUUCUAACACUGAGCUAAAGGAGACUUCUGCAUUAAACAUGAAAAUAAGUUUAAUAUACACUAGUUCCAAUUAUUUUAUACUUUCUACGUCCUGGCCACAUGCUCCAAAUUAACAUGGACUUCUACCAGGUGAAAAGUUGAAAAUUUUAAAUAUACGAUAAAGUGUCUAUUAUUUCCUUGAUCUCAUGCAUGUUGUUUUUGUAUAUUUUAGUUGGUCCUAUGGCAUUCUUCUUUGGGAAAUAUGCACAUUAGGUGAGAAGAACACGUUUAAAUGACAUUUUCUGUUUGCACACCAAAUUUUUGAUUGAUAUUAAUAUCUUUCUGAGUUUUCCCUAAGAGCCGAGCUAAUUAGUUCACUCCAUCAGCCCGGCUUAUAAUAAUCAGAAUAUGCGUCGUGUAGGUGCAAAGAAAAUGAGAACUCUUUACCUAUGAUUUUGAUGUUUAGAACACAAAAGAAAUGGGUAACCCGAAAAUUUCCAUGGCUCAGUUAUAUUCCUAUUUCUUCCACGAAAAAAGAGGAAACGAGUUCAUCGAGCAAAUCCUCACUGUACCAUGUUUGCUUUCAGGUGGUACACCGUAUCCAGGCAUCAAAAACAGCGAAUUAAGCAGUCUCCUCAAAACUGGAUAUCGUUUGGAAAGACCUCAGAGCUGCUCAGAGGAAUUGUAUGUAUUUAACCAGAUUUUCCAGUGUACAGGAUUCUACAAUUUUUUACUCAAAUUUUCCUAGGAUGUAUAAGUAUCAUGUUGAGAGCGUAGGUUUAACUAAAAAAGCUUCAGGAGGGGAAGGGAAGCGGGUGUUUAUACUGUUUAUACUGAUUUCGCAUCUGAUUGAACCCUUCCUUGUCCCCUCUCACUGUUUGUGACAUAUUGUCGUUUCUCCUCCAUUAGAUAUUCACUCAUGUUGAAUUGCUGGCAAGAGGAUCCCAGAAAAAGACCCACAUUUGAACAAAUGAUGGUAUCACUAGAAGAAUUAAUGAUGAAAGACAAUCCAUAUCUCGAUUUUAAUCAACUAGGCGAGACCCAUUUCUAUUACAACAUUGUGUCAUCGGUUGAGUCUUCUUCUGACAUGAUAGAAUGACAGAUCGAAUGUGAUAAAUGAUAGACCUAGCUCCUACAAAAUUUCGAAUAUCACACGAUGGAGCACAAAUGAAUACUUAAGAGGUAGAAAUAACUUUUAGAGAAAUACUGAUUUAUUUUCUAGUAUCAACUUUAUCUAUUGACUCUCCCACAGACGAGAGAAAAAGACGCGUGCGAAAAGUAAUGCAUUUUACUCUAUGGCUUUGACGGAUUGUUUAUUUUUGUUGGUUUUCCCCAAGUCUUUUUCUCCUGACUCAGUUAUUCAGGCUUUAAUUUUCGAAGUAGCAUUUUAAUGACAAGCUGACGCCGACCUUUCUAAAAGUCAUCCACAAGUGGUGAUAGGAAUGCCAUUUUUGGACGCUUUCAAAAUGUCCACUUCUUUUAAACAAUCAAAAUUGGUGUAAUUACGUAACAUAUCUUUCUAUACAACAAAAAUACAACUUCGGACACGUGCUACCCUAUGCGUCAACUUUAGAAUGAGGGUUAAACAAAACCAUUUUUUUUUAAAAUGAGGGUCUUAUAUAAAUCGCUAGCCAAGUUUUCAAUGCGAACUACCCUAAACAGUCUUCAGAUGAAGAUCCUAAUGUCAAUUAGGAAAACCGAGAGCAAUGUAAGAAAUAUCCUUUUUACAACAUCUCUCUCCUUUCCCUCAUUUGAAUAUAGUCAUUGGACAUAAAACUUUCAAAUCUCCAUCUUACUUUGUUUUUACUAUAUAAGCCUCAGUUUGAAAUUUGACGUCGGUCUGUACUUACGACCGGCUCAAUGGAAUCAAUGCUUCUACUAAGCAAGAACAGCUCGUCUUCUCAGUCUUUUAAGUGCUAUUUGAGAAAUACAACCUACUUUAAUUCAUAACACCCGAUUGUAAAUAUACAGGGGGAAAGAUUCCACACUGAGCAAUUUGCCAUUUUUUUCUCUUGAUUUAAAGGUUAAUCAUGAUCGCCUGGUAAUAUUGCAAGGGGUAUCGUCCAAGUUCUCAUUUCCACGCUUUUCAUCCGUGAUAAGAACGUGAAAGAAAAUCCCUUGAAUGCUCAAUUUCGUUUGGUUAACUUGCACUCUCAAUCUCCAUCGGUUGUGAUGCAAAUCAUUUGUCAUGAGCCAGCAGGUACCAGUACACAAUUUGCUGAAGGAUGGAAGGAUCCAGAACAUUUCACAUUCUAUUGGCGUCUGCUGUGCCUCUCUCUGGAGCUCGUACCCGUAAGGGGAGGGGAGCGCGAAUUCCUCCGAUUCGUUUCUUACUUUAAAUCGCAGGUUUUAGCCUCAUACAAUCAUUAAUUAGCGAUAUCGUUGCCUUUUUCAGCUGAUUUUCUGUAAAAAAACUAAUAUUUUCAAUCUGAAGCUUUAGACUGUUUGUAAAAUGGACGAGUUUGCCUCUGAACUUAAAACACGCCAGCUAUGAAGAGAGGCAAAUAUGUCGCGUUUCAUGUGGACCAUCAAUUAAAGGUCGUGCAGAGUAAAGCCAUCGGAUCCUUUACACGUCAUUGUUAGGCACAUAAAUCUCGAC
This is a messenger RNA of Pocillopora meandrina, 17962 nucleotides long. The record is from the annotation of a GenBank genome assembly. NCBI's taxonomy places the organism in Eukaryota, Metazoa, Cnidaria, Anthozoa, Scleractinia, Pocilloporidae.